CACACGUUAGCUGUUGUGCCCAGUAAGCCCGUGGCUUUGUUGUGCCACUUUCUGCACCCCCCAGCCCCCGUCCGUGGGUUACAGAGCUUGAAUUGUCGUUAGAGAUAAGCCCUGUCCAUUUGGUAUAAAAGGCUUGUCAGUGAAUUGUAACACUGUAUAUGUCUUUGGACAGAGCUUUAAAUAUGAGGUAAACAUUUAAUGUGGUCGGGGGGGGGGAGCCCGUUUGCGGGUGCCCCUAGGGCGUUAAUAGUACAUUUUACUGUUGUUUUCUCCUCUAGUAACGAUCAUCCGUGUUGUUUUUAUUCGAAGCCAAAACUCGUUGACAUUGUGCUAAUUGAAAUGAUAUUUAAAGGACGAUUAAGAUAUGAAGAAACUUUAAAUAUUUUGCCAAUAAUUCAAUCUGUUAACAAUUUUGCGUGUUCCCUCGAGUAAAUAAGUUAAACUUCUCAUUCAUCUGUUGCUAACCUUUUCCAAUUCAAGUGUAUCAUUCUCGCCCUUGUAAACAUUUCUGGUAGUAUUAUUUUGUUUGUUUUGUAUUUUUUUAGUGAAUUAUAUUUGUUAACUAAAUUAUAGACUUAAAAGAUUGGUCAAUGGGAUUCGUAUUAAUUACUUGAAAAAGGAGCUAGACAUCAUGAUGUUAUUAAUUACUUUAAAAAAGUAGCCAGACAUCUGAUGUUUUCAAUUACCCGAAAGUACCUAGACAUUAUGGAUGUUAUUAAGUACUUGAAUAAGUAGCUAGACAUCAUGAUGUUAUUAAUUACUUGAAUAAGUAGCUAGACAUUAUGAUGUUAUUAAUUAUUUGAUAAAGCAGCAUGAGAUCAUGAUGUUAUUAAUUACUUGAUAAAGUAGCAUGACAUCAUGAUGUUAUUAAUUACUUGAUAAAGUAGCAUGACAUCAUGAUGUUAUUAAUUACUUGAUAAAGUAGCAUGACAUCAUGAUGUUAUUAAUUACUUGCUUAAGUAGCAAGACAUCAUGAUGUUAUUAAUUACUUGAUAAAGUAGCAUGGCAUCAUGAUGUUAUGAUCCAUAUUUUUCAACAGACUGUGGCAGAUAGCGAGCUGGCUGGUGGCGUCAUGGGUCACGUGUUCAGCCAUCACUGUUCCCAUCCAGAACCACUGGUCAGGUGGCUUUAAUGGAGAGGCGUGUUUCGACAUUACAGAGGAGUUACACUCCUGGGCGGUUACACUUACAUUUGACCAAGCCAUAACUAGCCUGGAUGUAAGUUAAAUUUGACCAAUACAUAACUAGCCUUGAUGUAAGUUCCAUUUGACCAAGCCAUAACUAGCCUUGAUGUAAGUUAAAUUUGACCAAUACAUAACUAGCCUUGAUGUAAGUUCCAUUUGACCAAGCCAUAACUAGCCUUGAUGUAAGUUAAAUUUGACCAACACAUAACUAGCCUUGAUGUAAGUUAAAUUUGACCAACACAUAACUAGCCUUGAGGUAAGUUAAAUUUGACCAACACAUAACUAGCCUUGAUGUAAGUUACAUUUGACCAACACAAAACUAGCCUGGAUGUAAGUUAAAUUUGACAAAUACAUAACUAGCCUUGAUGUAAGUUAGUCUGCAUCCUAUGUUAUGAAAGUUAGACUACAUAUCAGAGCAUCAAUGUCGUACUAGAGACUGGUGUCUAUUCUCGUCUCAUGACACUACUGUAUGCUUCCAUCCGUCUCGGUCAUCUAGCUACAGCACCUUGUGCCAUGCUCUUUGUCAAACUGCAGUAUAUUUCAAUGGUUUAAUGCAUCAGACUCUCAACACGUUCAGACGUCAUUAUACAGCAAAUUAAACACACGUCCUUUUCCAGAAUUAAUGCAACUUUAAUCUAUAAAUAUAUCCAACAGACAAUACAUUUCACAAACGCAUGCAUAGCACAGUUCGCCAUCAGAGAGAAUAAUACACAGCUUUCUCCGACAAAGUUCUUUCUACGACUGCUGGGGAAUAAACACUUACGCCACAAAACAGACUAGACAAUACGUCAUCAUUACGUCAUAAAGCUACGUCACCAAGUAAAAUGGGGGGAGGGGGGGAGGUGUUCAUUAACUAAUAAAUCUCUUGAAACACACUACACACAAUGAACACAGUAUCCAGUGUGCAACAAUUAUUAGUGAACAGCCAUACUCAACACUGUUCAAUCAACAUCAUCUAUCUAAAGCACUGAGUACCGUACUGUUCCAUCAACUUCAUCAAGUUAUAGCACUGAGUACCGUACUUUUCAAUCAACAUCAUCUAGCUAUAGCAAUGAGCACCAUAUUGUUCUAUCAACAUCAUCUAGUUAUAACACUGAGCACCAUAUAGUUCUAUCAACAUCAUCUAGUUACAGCACUGAGCACUAUAUUGUUCUAUUAACAUCAUAUAAUUAUAGCAUUGAGUAUAAUACUUUACUGUUCUAUCUCUACCACCUAACUCUACCAACAAUUAUUAGUGAAGAGCCAUACUCAACACUGUUCCAUCAACAUCAUCUAUCUAAAGCACUGAGUACCGUUCUGUUCCAUCAACUUCAUCAAGCUAUAGCACUGAGUACCGUACUUUUCUAUCAACAUCAUCUAGCUAUAGCACUGAGCACCAUAUUGUUCUAUUAACAUCAUCUAGCUAUAGCACUGAGCACCAUAUUGUUCUAUUAACAUCAUCUAGCUAUAGCACUGAGCACCGUACUGAUCUAUGCCCAUCAUAUAAUUAUAGCAUUGAGUAUAAUACUUUAGUGUUCUAUCUCUACCACCUAACUAAUGCCCUUAAGAUUGCCUUAUCUCCACCACUCAAAUAAAGCCCUUGUGAUGGCUCUUUUGAUGGCUCUUUUGAUGGCUCUUUUGAUGGCUCUUUUGAUGGCUCUUUUGAUGGCUCUUUUGAUUGCUCUUUUGAUGGCUCUUUUGGUGGCUCUUUUGAUUGCUCUUUUGAUGGCUCUUUUGUUGGCUCUUUUGGUUGCUCUUUUGAUCUUUUGAUGGCUCUUUUGAUGGCUCUUUUGAUGGCUCUUUUGAUGGCUCUUUUGAUGGCUCUUUUGAUGGCUCUUUUGAUGGCUCUUUUGAUGGCUCUUUUGAUGGCUCUUUUGAUGGCUCUUUUGGUUGCUCUUUUGAUGGCUCUUUUGAUGGCUCUUUUGAUUGCUCUACCUCCACAGGCAUUCACCGCAGACAUCUCUGAGACCAAAGAUGGCGGCAAAGUCUACGUACUGACCAAUAAAGACUGGAAUAAAGACGAACAUGUUGGGGACAGACUUUGUCUUCAGUUCCAAGGUCAUGGUGAGUGCCAAACUGAAAUCUUCGCUCUAAAAUAGCUAAAACUUAGUGUAGAGGCACACAGGGUUGUACAGUACUUUUGAAUGAUGAACGUACCAGGUAUCUUUGACCAAUGUAUCUUUGACCAAUGUAUCUUUGACCAAUGUAUCUUUGACCAAUGUAUCUUUGAACAAUGUAUCUUUGACCAAUUUAUCUUUGCCCAAUGUAUCUUUGCCCAAUGUAUCUUUGCCUAAUUCAUUGGAAGCAUUCACUGUUUUAUCGCUUUCAGUGAUAUCCUAGAUGGUCACAUGAAAUAAUCAACUGGUUGUUGCAUUUCCCGUUUAACUCUAUAUCGUUUGGUUAAAAUACAAUUUUGUCGUGAUAACAUACUUACUUCUGUCAGGAGGAUUAAUUAGUUGGCAUUCAAAUAAUGUAGGACAGGCGAAAGUCUGUGGUCGUCUUGAAAAGAUUAAUCCUAUCGAAUGUUGUUUAUAUCUUCAGCCAAUGGAGAUAUUUCCCCUGUAGUAACGGCCACUUUGACCAGUGGCGGCGCCACCAUCGGAGGAGGAACAUGUAAGUAGAGCUGAGAGUGGGUUCCAUAACAUGCGACAUAAUUAAAUCCAUUAAAUGAUGUGACCACACAUCGACAUCACACAUCGACAUCACACAUCGACAUCACACAUCGACAUCACACAUCGACAUCACACAUCGACAUCACAAAUCGACAUCACACAUCGACAUCACACACCCACACUUUUAGGAGUUUACACUGAUGUGUGUGGGUGAGUGUGUGGGUUCGUGUGAGUGUGUUUGGGUGUGGAUUUGGGUGAGUGUGUGUGGAUGUGUGCUUAGUAGACUUGCGUUAACAGAUCGCAGACCCCCCCUCUCUUUUUUUCAAGAUAAAUAUUAUUUUUCUUAUUCGAGACACCAUAGUUGGGAGUGGACACCAUAGUUUUGAGUGGACACCAUAGUUGGGAGUGGACACCAUAGUUGGUUGUGGACACCAUAGUUGGGAGUGGACACCAUAGUUGGUUGUGGACACCAUAGUUGGGAGGGGACACCAUAGUUGGGAGUGGACACCAUAGUUUUGAGUUGAUACUAUAUUUUGGAGCUGAAACCAUAAUUUGGUGGUUCCAAUAUAGUUUGGAUUUGAUACCGGGGUUGGGAGUUGAUAGAAAGUGUCAGGUCAAGUUAUAAUAAUGGGCGCGUUUAGAUUUUCGUGGAACAGAGUAGCUUGCCCUUGGGAAUACCCCCAGUUCUCUUCUGCAAGGAUUCGCUCCGGUUGAUAAGUUGACCUGUGUAAGAUCACAUGACCAGUGUUAUUCACAAUCUCAUUCCCGGGUUAGGAACAUCAAAGCCACCAUAAAAAAAUGAGAAAAGUGGGGGGGGGGGGGGUGGAUAUGACCUGCAAAAAAAAAAAGGGACGAGGGGGGGGGGGGGGGGGGGUUGAUAUGACCUGCCAAACAUCAUGUGAAAACAGUAUAAAUGAUUACGUCUAAGGUGAUUGGGGAAUUGACUUAAUUUAAACAAAAUAUACACAAUGAGUCAUAUGUCAUAACGGUUUCUUGGGACCGCGUGAUGCAAUGCAUUGUCUUAUCAAAUCAUCCGUUUCCCCCACCUGAUAUCUUUACUCAAAUCAUUGUGAAAUCAACUUCAAACUCAGUGUGUACGUAAUGAAUAAAACCAGAGAACGAGCCGAGAGUGAGUCUCCUGUGUUGAACAACAUUUAUUUUCUUAAGCGAUCUUAACUCAUAAAUAAAUACAACGUAAAAUGUUUUUGAGAAAAAAAAUAUAUUUUUAACAAGUCAUUAGAGAGAACCUCCUUAAACGGACUUCAAACAAGUUUCAACAUGAAGACAUGAACAUUUACCUUAUAAAUCAUACAUUUUUGUAGGAUUUUUUUAAGUUCAAAUAAAAUUCUUCAAUUUAACAUUUCUAGCAAAUGUGCAUAUUUUAAUGUAUCUGAGCUGUUGUGCUGAACAAACUUCAAAUCUCUCCUGUUAUAUCUUAGCUGCCCCUGGUCAGACUACCUCCCAUGGGGUUGCCCACACGACUGCAACACCAACUACCUUCAAACCAGGUAGGUGCUUCAUAGAAUCCUUAGAUCUCAACUGGUUCCCAUCAGUUUUGAGAGUCAUAGUUGUCUAUUGACAUUCUGCAUUUCUAAAUGAUAAAAUAUAUUCAUUUCCGUCACUCUGACGGGUCACAUGUCAUAAUGUUUGUAAAAUGAAUUGAAUAACAUCAAGCCAUGAUGACGUAUUUCACAUCAUAUUUGGACCUUAAAGACAUCUCCAUGUUAAGUUUGUCAACAUAUCAGAACUGUGUCUGUGUGCAGUAGAGCCGUGCGAUUCAUUGGUUUGAAAUGUCCAUGUUGUUGUUGCAGUUCCCAUUCCAUUGGGAAGUGGAAUUGGCGCCGACCUUACGGUCAACAUCAACAAUCCGGACAACUUCCAGGGCUACUUCGACUUCAACAUCCCAGAAGAUUUCUUUGGUUGGGUCAUCAACGUGACCUUCAACAAACCGGUCAAACAGAUGAUGAAUGUAAGUGUUUCACUAUAAACGGAUGAAUGUGUUUCACGAUAAACAGAUGAAUGUAAGUGUUCCACGAUAAACAGAUGAAUUUAAGUGUUUCAGGACAUACUAUUUCACAUGAUCACUCCUAGUAAACACAAACAAACAAUUAACUUUAAAGUUUAACUAUUUACUACAAUGAAAGUAGCUGAAAUUUGUGGGGUAUAACAAUGAGAUCGAUGGAAUAGAGGCAUGAGAUGUCAUAGAGGCAUGAGAUGUCAUAGAGGCAUGAUAUGUCAUAGAGGCAUGAGAUGUCAUAGAGGCAUGAGAUGUCAUAGAGGCAUGAGAUGUCAUAGAGGCAUGAGAUGUCAGACAAGUUUUACCAAGCCUGACUUUGAAUGUCUAACUUUGAAUGUCUGACUUUGAAAGUCUGACUUUGAAUGCCUGACUUUGAAUGUCUGACUUUGAAAGUCUGACUUUGAAUGCCUGACUUUGAAUGUCUGACUUUGAAUGUCUGACUUUGAAUGCCUGACUUUGAAUGUAUUACUUUACAUGCUUGACUUUGAAUGCCUGACUUUGAAUGUCUGACUUUGAAAGUCUGACUUUGAAUGCCUGACUUUGAAAGUCUGACUUUGAAUGCCUGACUUUGAAUGCCUGACUUUGAAUGUCUGACUUUGUAUGUCUGAAUUUGAAUGUCUGACUUUGAAUGUUUGACUUUGAAUGCCUGACUUUGAAUAAUUUACUUUACAUGCCUGACUUUGAAUGCCUGACUUUUUGAAUGUUUGCAUUAAAAUGCCUGACUUUAAAUGUCUGAAUUUCCUACCAAGAAGUAGCAAGUGACGCCGUUUGCAAAAUUAACCAACCCAUAAAAACAAAUGUGUCCACAUGAAUCUUUUGUAUGCAUUUUGAAAAUUAUUUUAUUUUAUAAUACUCCUCUAAUGACCCAACCACUUUUAAACCACAGAUUUAUUUUACAAACUAUUUCAGAAAAAAAGAAGAAAUUUAUGCUUCUACCGCACUUGCGAUACAUUUUUAUAAAAAGAACGUCAUUUAGCGAAGUUACUUGACUUGGAUUUUUUUUCCUCGAGAAAUUAGCGUCGUCAUAUUUCUUUAACGAAGCGGCUGUUCGCACCCGGGUACCAGAAGUGAGAGGUUGGGAUUUAAAAAAAAAAAAAGAUUUAAAAUAUUAGUGUUGGGUUUGUAAGACAAAAUUUGGUAUCAAAUGAAAGGUAAUUGAAUGGACUAUAUGCUUCAAAACUUACUUCUUAAGUUUAACUAAAAUAAACUACCACAAAUGACACCCGAAGAGCAUUUAGCCGCCAUUCACACCCGGGUACCAUUAGAACAAUGCUAUUCGUAUGUUACUUUGUUUUCCUCAUUUUAUAUUUCUACACAGACAUAUAUGAGCAUGUGCAACUUCCCACAUAAUAAUUGUUAAUCUUUUAAUCGAUGUCCAGUUUGAGGUGGGUGAUGUCCUGUCCCACUCCCCUGAUGGCCUCAACUGGGUCGUGGUCAACAGACCGGAACACGUCGCCUACCACGCCGGAAGUAAACUUCAUCUCAAGUAAGUUGUCAGGUCCAAACAUCUUAGGCAUCCGUCUGAGGCAGCCAUCCUAGGCAUCCGUCUUAGGCAGUCAACGUAGGCAGCGAUCUUAGGCAUCCAUCUUAGCCAGCCAUCUCAGGCAUCCAUCUUAGGCAGCCAUCUUAGGCAUCCAUCUUAGGCAGCCAUCUUAGGCAGCGAUCUUAGGCAUCCAUCUUAGGCAGCCAUCUAAGGUAGCGAUCUUAGGCAUCCAUCUUAGGCAGCCAUCUUAGGCAUCCAUCUUAGGCAGCCAUCUUAGGCAGGUAUCUAAGACAGCCUUCUUAGGCAACCAUCUUAAGCAACCAUCUUAGGCCACCACCUUGGGCAGCCAUCUUAAGGAACCAUUGUUCAUAAUGGGUAAUUGUAUGCCUCAAUCGUUCUUUCAAUAGAGCAGUGCAGACAUUUCUUUUCAACCCAUUUUGUACUGAACUGUAAGAAAUGCCUUAUCACUGUUCAGUUCCAUCACAGAUUAAAUGUUGUUAUUGAAGUAAGGGAACACGAUUCUUAAACUCAACAACAGACACACACACACAAAAAUGUAAAUAACACGUUACACUAAAUUCAUCUUAUCUUUAUGAUUUAUUUAUUUUUUUUUUGGUGGUUUUUUUUUGUUUGUUGGGAAGGACGACAUUACCAAGGUAUUAGAUGUCAAGGGCACGUGUCUAAGAUCGAAAUCUUGUCUAAUGAGGGGCAAAACUAAUCCAUAGAAAACUGAUAAGGCAAGCUGUCGGCCAAGGGGAGACUCAGGUCUUGGGGAACAAGGGGGAUCUUGUGACUAGUGAGAGGCAAAACUAAUGUUAAGAAAACCCACCACAUUAUAAGAAAACCCACCACAUGAUAAGAAAACCCACCACAUUAUAAGAAAACCCACCACAUUAUAAGAAAACCCACCAAUUAUAAGAAAACCCACCACAUUAUAAGAAAACCCACCACAUUAUAAGAAAACCCACCACAUUAUAAGAAAACCCACCACAUUAUAAGAAAACCCACCACAUUAUAAGAAAACCCACCACAUUAUAAGAAAACCCACCACAUUAUAUGAAAUCCCAUCACAUUAUAAGAAAACCCACCACAUUAUAAGAAAACCCACCACAUUAUAAAGAGAUUGUAACGGUUACGCACUUCAAUCUUUUAUAAAAGUUGGAUUAGGGGGAACAUAUGUCAAGGUGGGUCUAUAAGAGGAACACUUAUGGUGGGUCUAUAGGUGUGUGCAUUCUUGUCGAGUUGGGUUUAUAAGGGGGGCACUAGUGUCAAAGGGGUUCUUUUGGGGGCGCUUUCAUGUCAAGUUUGGUCUAUUAGGAGGCGUGCUCAAUCAAGUAAAAUAUGGUGUAACUGGAUAUAAUAAACGCCUCUUUAACUUAAUUUAUUCUAAACUCUAAACAAAAUUACACAUGACACACCUGUCUUAGACAUGAAACACCUGUCUUAGAAAUGACACACCUGUCUUAGACAUGACACACCUGUCUUAGACAUGACACACCUGUCUUAGAAAUGACACACCUGUCUUAGAAAUGACAUAACUUUCUUAGAAAUGACAUAACUGUCUUAGAAAUGAUACACCUGUCUUAGACAUGACAUACUGUCUUUGAAAUGACAUAACUGUCUUAGAAAUGACAUAACUGUUUUAGAAAUGACAUACCUGUCUUAGACAUGACAUAACUGUCUUAGAAAUGCCAUACUGUCUUGGAAUUGAUAUAACUGUCUUGGAGAUAACACACCUGUCUUAGAAAUGACACAACAGUCUUAGAAAUGACAUAACUGUCUUAGAUAAGACACAACUGUCCUACUCCUUCACUUUAUCAAGGUGUGUAAGACUUUGCUUUAAAUGAAAACACGAACUUUGAAGACGAUUUUGAUGAAUAUUUGAUCUAUUCUAUCUUGAUUAUAUUUGGCCAGAUUCUAUCUUGAUUAUAUUUGACAAUAUUCCAUCUUCAUUGUUCGUGACCAUGUUCUCUCUUAAUUAGAUUUGACGCACAGUAUGGCGGUGGUGGUAUUGCUGCAUCGGCUGUUCUCUAUAACAUGGGCAAAGACAACUUCACAGUCCCCACAGCUCAGAACUGUGAGUCCAGUUUGACCCUACUAUUACACUGCACACGUGGUUUCCACGUCCAGUCAUAGAACAGUUAGUGUAAGCUGAAACUUGAAACAAAAUACAUGAAAAAGUUUUUUUUUUUUUUCAUCGCCAAUGGAUUCCAUGUUUUAAACAAUUCAAUAACUUUACUUUCUAGCGGACGGUAGCAAGUACAACUACAACGACGUCCUCCAGAAGUCCAUUCUGUUCUACGAGGCCCAGAGGUCAGGCAAACUGCCGGCCAAUAAACGUAUUCCCUGGAGGGGGGACUCAGCUCUUGGGGACAAGGGAGAUGCUGGGGAGGACUUGACCGGUGGAUGGUAUGAUGGUAAGUUCUUACAUGUGGAUGGUAUGAUGUUAAGUUCUUACAUGUGGCUGGUAUGAUGGUAAGUUCUUACAUGUGGCUGGUAUGAUGGUAAGUUCUUACAUGUGGCUGGUAUGAUGGUAAGUUCUUACAUGUGGCUGGUAUGAUGGUAAGUUCUUACAUGUGGCUGGUAUGAUGGUAAGUUCUUACGUGCAGAUUGUAGGAUGGUAUGUAGUUUAUUACUGAAAAGACAGUAUAGUAACUUAAAUAAAAGAAAAAUUAUUUCAAAUUGAUUUUGGUUGGAAGGUAAACACCCUUAUAUUCCACAAACAAGAAACAACUAACUUGUAGGUAAACCAUUUAUUUGUUAGCCCUAAAUUCAUAUUCAAAUUAAUUUAAAAUCUUAAUUUCCUAUUAUUUAAACAAGGUUCUUACAUGUAUCAACGUAUCCACUUAUCAACAAUAUAAUUAUUAGCAACAUGCAUCCACUUACCACUUAUCAACAUGUAUCCACUUAUCGACAUGUAUCAAUUUAUCAACUUGUAUCCACAUGUAUCCACAUGCAUCCACUUAUCAACAUGUAUUACCUUAUCAAGGUGCAUCAUCUUAUCAACUUGUAUCCACUUAUAAACUUGUCUCCACAUGUUUCAACAUGUAUCCACUCAUCAUCACGUAUCCACUUAUCAACAUGUAUCCACCUAUCAUUAUGUAUCCACAUGUGUCAACAUGUAUCCACUUAUCAACACGUAUCCACUAAUCCAUGUGUAUCCGUCCAGCUGGCGAUCACGUCAAAUUCAACUUCCCCAUGGCCUACUCGUCUGCCAUCCUGGCCUGGGGCUACCUCCUCUGGUCUGACGCCUACAAAGCCGCCGGACAAGAAGAUUACUUACUGGACUCCAUCAAAUGGCCACUGGACUACCUCCUCAAGUGUCACACUAAGCCCAACGAACUCUACGUGCAGGUCAGGCUUCAUUUCAUUGGUUGACUCACUUGAUAUACAUUUUACCAAGCAUUUCAUUGGUUGAUAAUUAGAUAGACAUUUUAUCACACAUUUCAUUGGUGGAUUCACGUGACAGACAUUUUGCCAUACAUUUAAACUGGUCAUUGGAGAGUCAACACUGUAAAAAUGGGUUUACAAAAAAUAAUAUAAAAUUACUUUUGAAAUGCUAAUAUAAGACUAUAAGAACUACUAAAACAUGGUAAUAUAAGAAGUACUACUUCCAGGUUGGUAAUGGUGGUACUGAUCAUGGUUACUGGGGAAUGCCCGAACUCAUGACCAUGGCACGUCCAGCCUACAAGAUAACAGAAAAUAAACCUGGUAGCGAUGUUGCCAUGGACACAGCAGCAGCAUUCGCUACUGGCUACCUUGCUUUCAAGGAAAAAAGUGAGCAUUUUUUUUUUCUUUUCAACAUUUUCACAAAAGAAGUUUUAUUAAAAGGGGUCAAGUGAUUUGAUUGAUGCAGAACUUAUUUGUUCUAACUUAUGUGUCCUAACGUAUUUGUUCUAACUUAUUUGUCCUAACAUAUUUGUCCUAACGUAUUUGUUCUAACUUAUUUUUCUAACUUAUUUGUCCUAUCUUAUUAGUUUUAACUUAUUUUGUUGUAACUUAUUGUUACCCUCUUCAGAUCCCACCUACGCGGCUACACUUCUGGAUCACGCCAAACAACUGUGGGAGUUCGCCACGAAGUUUAAGGGCAAGUACAGUGACUCUGUCAGUGCCGCCGCUGGAUUUUACUCGUAAGUCAUGUGACCCGAGUUUUUAAUACAACCAUGUCAACAAUGGUUGACAAGUUUAUUCGCGUUUUCAGCGAGAUUUUUGUGACUCCGAAAUAACCUUUAUAUUUUUUUAUUUAUUUUAUCAUUUAUAAUCUGACUCACCUAUAAAAAUAUAUUUUUUUUACAAAAAAUUAUUAAAAACAAUAAAUUGGACAAAGGCGUAGUAAUAUAAAGUACAUUGAAAUUAUAUUUGAUUAAAAAAAUUUAAAAAGGCAUUUCCUUGAAUGCAGUUCGAGUUAUCUAAGCCUAAGUCAUCUAAGAACUAUGUUUCUGAGCAUGGCAAUAAAUAUGUAGAUACCUAGAGGUUGUCAGAAAUUGAAGUUAUGCGAACUAUUAGGGUAAAUAAUAAACUAUGGUGCUUGACUAACAUAGGUAACUCAUAGGAUUCAAAGUGCCAGUUAUGUUUGGUAAUUACUGUCCAAUUGUUAUCACACCCCCCUGGACUCGUUUCUCCCGUCAUGUUCAACAGAUCCAACAAUUUCACGGACGAGUUAUGCUGGGGAUCACUGUGGCUCUACCAGGCCACCAACGAUCAAAAGUACCUGGAUGAGGCUGAGAAGACGCUGGACGCCGACCCGGCCUGGGGGAUGUCCUGGGACGACAAGACCAUCGCCAACCAGGUGUGUACGCCACUGUCCACUCAUGUGUAGUAGUGGUACUUUUGGAACGGAAGCAUUCACAUACAUUCACAGACAUCCAGAUACAUCCACAAAUAUCUACAGACACCCACGGAUAUCUACAGACAUCCACAGAUAUCUUACAGACAUCCACGGAUAUCUACAGACAUCCACAGAUAUCUACAGACACCCACAGACAUUUGUAUGCAUUCAAGGACAUUCAUGACAUUUUUUAAUUAGAAAAGAAAUCUUUUAACGAAACUCACUUGAAAGUAAUGACCGAAUGUGACCAAUAUGUGACCAAUAUGUGAUCAAUAUGUGACCAAUAGAUGGCCAAUUGAACUCCUGUAGAAAUGAAAAGGAAGAUGUAGCUGUCUAAAGACAAUGGUAGGCUCUCGUUUUAUCGCACGCCAAUUGUUCGCGACCAUGAUAGCUGUAUUCCAACAAAGGAAACAUUCCGCGUUGCUGAGCAACUCAUGUCAACAUGGCUUGACGACGAGGUUUCCCGUUUUGAUAGCUGGAGUCAGCUUUACAAUUAAGUUGGAUGUGUUUUGGCAUUUUUACGCUAUCUUAUUUAGGCCAUCUUAUUUAGGCCAUCCUAUUUAGGCCAUCCUAUUUAGGCCAUCUUAUUUAGGCCAUCUUAUUUAGGCCAUCUUAUUAAGGACAUCUUAUUUAGGCUAUCUUAUUUAGAACAUAUUAUUAUAGAAAAAUCCUCGACUCAUCGAUCCUUCCGAGUAUUUAAAUUUCUAUGUAAUGUGAUUGGUAAUGUUAAAUUCAUCUCAAUUCUAUGUAAUGUAAUAGGUAAUUUUACAUUCAUCCCAGUUCUAUGACAUGUAAUCAGUAAUGUUACAGCCAUCUCAAUUCUAUGAUAUGGGGAAAUCUUCUCAAUUAUAUGAUAUACAAUCGAUUAUGUUACAUUCAUCUCCAUUCUGUGACAUGUUGAAACCUUCUGAAGUCAGUGUUGAAGAGUGUUGCCUCUGUCCUCAGGUGCUCCUGUACAAGCUGACCAAGAAGGACAGGUACAAGGCAGCAGUGGAAGGCUCCUAUAAAUAUUGGUUCCCUGGUGGUUCCAUUCCCUACACACCCAAAGGCCUGGCUUACAGACUACAGUGGGGAUCACUCAGAUAUUCAUGUACGUUGAUGGUGAACUCCGUAAUGAACUCCGCGUUGAACUCAGUAGUGAACUCAGUGGUGAACUAAGGGGUGAGCUCAGGGGUGAACUCGGCAGUAAACUCAUUGGUGAGCGCAGAGGUGAACUCAUUGGUGACUCAAAGGUGAACUCAGUGGUAAACUAACUAGUAAACUCAUUGGUGAACUCAGUAAGUGUUGAACUCAUCGGUGAACUAAGUAGGAAACUCAUUAGUGAACUCAGUUGUGAACUAAGUGGUGAGCUCAUUGGUGACUCCAAGGUUAAAUCCUUGGUGAACUCAGUGGUCAACUCAACGGUGAGCCCAGUAGUGAACUGAGUAGGGAAAUCAUUAGUGAACUCAGCAGUGAAAUUUCACUAAGAAAGGAAGCCAUUCUAGUUGUAUUUUUACAUGUUCUUCUAUUUGCUCAGAAAGAAAAAAAAAUCUUCGCUAAUUUCAGUCACAGUAAUAUCAUUUAAAGUGAUGUCAGUUUUAAUGAUGUCAGUCACAGUGAUGUCCGUCACAGUGAUGUCAUUGACAGUGAUGGCGAUCAGCAACCCUCACUUUUCUUUCCCUCCGCAGCCAACAUGGCGUUCGCGGCGUUGGCGGCAGCAGAGACGGGUCUCAACGAGGCGGAGUACAGGCGCUGGGCCAUGUGUCAGAUCCACUACGCUCUCGGCGACACUGGAUUUAGUUACGUCAUUGGAUUUGGUGACAAGUACCCACUGAGACCUCACCACAGAUCCGCGUAAGUCAUGUCAUGUUACGGUUGUAAGUUAAAACAAUAUGUUUUACAUAUUUGUGGAAUCAUAAUUUGGGUAUUGCUGUCGAGUGGGCAAAAAAAAAAAAAAAAUUUGCACAGGUACAAAAACUGACCACCUGUCAUUGGGUAUCCGAUUGCAACUUUACGGGGUAAGUAUGACAGUGACAGUAUAACUAUAAAUAAAGGCAUUGAAAUGCAGAGGCUAGUUGUUAGUUAAUGAUAAAUGUCCAUUUAGACUUAGUUGGGGGCAAGCGUGAAGUUAAUCACAGUAUCAGAGUGUAGACACCAAUGCGUUGCUCGGGUGUAGAAGAUAGAUAGUCAUGGAAAGGAAUCUCUAGAGAUGCCGAGACUGAUUCGGGGACUAAUAAAAGAGGGAAAUUAGUGGGCAGAGAUGAGAAUUGGACAUGAAAGCAGUAGGAUGACAGUUGAGAGAGAACUCAGUCGGGCUGCAGUAGAGGACAGUCGGGGGGAGAAAGCAGCCGAACAGCAGUAGCUGACAUUCAAGGAGAACUCAAUCGGACAGCAGAAGAUGAUAUUUGGGCAAAAAAUCGGUCAGCAGUAGAUGACAGUCGGGUAGAACUCAGCCGGACUGCAGUAGAUGACUGUCGAGGAGAUCGCAGUCGGAGAGCAGAGAGAGUAACGUCGAAGGACAGAAUAAUGGAGUUGAGUGAAAGACUGCAUAGGAGAAGGGACCAGCCGAGACGGUCAGUGCUUAGUACCAAAUCGAGUGCAAGUGAAUCACAGUAGCAGAUACACAUAGAUCAAAGGCUAUGACCACUGGCCAGUUGUCUGUUAAUUGUUUGUUGCAAAACGAGUGACAGGGGAAGCAAGUGGCAUCAUCCAAACAAACGUACUGUAGAGCAGAACUAAGAGCUGAAAGAUUAGCUACAAUUUGUACACUAUUUAAUUAAGUUAAAGAUGUUCAUUUGCUUAAGGUUUGUCAGAGUUUUUGUAAAAAUUGAACGUAAUCUGCGUGGUACUUAACAGAACCUAUCGCUUAAUGUUGCAUUACACCGAGUGGUCCUCAUUCCCUCAAUGUCUUUUACCCACAGCUCCUGCCCGAACCUACCUGCCAAGUGCGGUUCUCAAGUUAUGCCGCUGAAGGAGCCCAGCCCCCACAUCCUCUGGGGCGCCUUGGUUGGCGGGCCCGGUCAGAACGAUGACUACACUGACGACAGGUCGAACUACGUCAACAACGAGGUCGCCUGUGAUUACAACGCUGCCUUCCAGUCAGCCGUUGCUGGUAAAUAAAGACUUAUGUCUAGUUUAAGUUUUGAAUUCGUGAGUACAAUGGGUUCAUGUUCCAGACCGCCAAUGCUGGUGAAUAAGACUUAAGUCUAGUUAAAGCUUUGGAUUCUUAAAUACAAUGCUGGUGAAUAAGACUUAAGUCUAGUUAAAGCUUUGGAUUCUUAAAUACAAUGCGUUUGCGUUCAAGGAACCCCAAGACAAAGAAAUGUGUGUCAUUAUUACCACGCCAUGUGUAUGACAUGUGAUUUGUAUCCAAUGACAUGGCAGUGGAAGUCAUUCGUCCCAUUAAAACAUUGAACUGGUUAUGUUCAUGUGACAUUCGACCGGGUCUGUCAAUAUGACAUUCAACCGGGUCUGUCAAUGUGACAUUCAGCGGGGUCUGUUCAUAUGACAUUCAAUCAGGUCUGUUCAUAUGACAUUCAAUCAGGUCUGUUCAUAUGAAUUUCAACAUGGUCUGUUCAUAUGACAUUCAAUCAGGUCUGUUCAUAUGAAUUUCAACAUGGUCUGUUCAUAUGACAUUCAUCUGGGUCUGUUCAUAUGACUUCAAUCAGGUAUGUUCAUAUGAAAUUCAACUGGGUCUGUUCAUAUGCCAUUCAACUGGGUCUGUUCAUAUGACAUUCAACUGGGUCUUUUCAAAUUAAAGACGUAAUUUAAAGAAAAAAAGAAGCAUAUAUUUCAUUAACUAAUAUAAAGACCAACAAAAAAUAUCACCAACUAUCAAUGGUAACCUUGUGUAUUAUUCCUAGGUCUCAAGUCUCUUUUCACCAACUAUCAAUGGUAACCUUGUGUAUUAUUCCUAGGUCUCAAGUCUCUUUUCACCAACUAUCAAUGGUAACCUUGUGUAUUAUUCCUAGGUCUCAAGUCUCUCUACAUCAGAAAAAUUCACCCAGAGCAGAAGAACGACGCGGUCUGUCCUUUCAAAGCUGGCAGUGGUGGUGGGGGUGGUGUCGUGGGAUGAACUUUCAACUCUGAUGGACGUUGGAUGUACUCUCAACUCUGAUGAAGGUUGGAUGAACAUUCAACUCUGAGGGUGGUUUGAAUAACUUUCAAUGAGAAAUUCUUGUUUUUACAUGUACCUAUGGUUUACUUUUUCCAGUUUAUGGUUCUUUAAAAUAAACUGUUUACACAACC
Molecule: messenger RNA, 16329 nt
Organism: Lymnaea stagnalis (great pond snail)
Lineage: Eukaryota; Metazoa; Mollusca; Gastropoda; Lymnaeidae
Source: the annotation of a GenBank genome assembly